Solanum pennellii is the source of this 1384-nucleotide messenger RNA. Its product is annotated as heat stress transcription factor A-6b-like. Lineage: Eukaryota; Viridiplantae; Streptophyta; Magnoliopsida; Solanales; Solanaceae. Gene Ontology annotation, biological process: regulation of transcription by RNA polymerase II. Gene Ontology annotation, cellular component: nucleus. Gene Ontology annotation, molecular function: DNA-binding transcription factor activity; RNA polymerase II cis-regulatory region sequence-specific DNA binding. The transcript has 2 exons. The coding region runs from base 236 to 1243 and encodes 335 amino acids. The record is from RefSeq and is a predicted model, not a curated record.
UUUACUUCCUUUUUAAUUCUCAUUACUCUCUUGCUAAUAUACCUCCAAUAUUGCAAACAUAUUAAUUUAUCCUAAUUCUUUCUCCCUCUUACCCAUACUCCAAAUUAAUAUUAACCCUAUCUUUUAUCAUAUAUUCACAAACUCUUUUAUUACCUUUGCCAAUAUCCUCUAUCUUCUUAACUUUGACAUUUACUCGAAAAUAUUGUUAUACUCAUCUUUGUUGAAGAAUCAAAGCAUGGAUCAUUUUGGUAAUUUAAUAAAAGAAGAGUUUGAUGGAUCAUUUUUGAUGCCUCAACCAAAGGAGUGUCUUCAUGAGAAUGGACCUCCACCAUUUCUUACAAAAACAUAUGAACUUGUGGAUGAUCCAAGUAACAACGACGUCGUUUCUUGGAGUAGAGGUUACAAUAGUUUCAUAGUAUGGGAUCCCCAGAAUUUGGCCAUUAAUUUUCUACCAAGGUAUUUCAAGCAUAACAAUUUCUCAAGCUUUGUCAGGCAGCUCAAUACUUAUGGAUUUAGGAAAGUAAAUCCAGACCAUUGGGAAUUUGCUAAUGAAGGUUUUUUGAGAGGGAAAAAGCAUCUCUUGAGAACAAUAAGGAGAAGAAAACCAAGUAAUUUCAUCAAGUCUUCAUCAUCAAUUAAUAAUCAAGGUAUGGAUUCUUCUUCAUCAUCAUCAUCAUCAUGUGUUGAGUUGGGAAGGUUUGGAUCAUUUGAUGGAGAAAUCGAUGAAUUAAGACGCGACAAGCAGGUUCUCAUGAUUGAACUUGUUAAACUUAAACAGCAUCAAAAGGCUACUAAAUCACAACUUCAAGCUAUGGAACAAAAGCUUCAAGGGACAGAAAUCAAACAGGAGCAAAUAAUGAGUUUUUUGGCUAAAGCAUUACAUAAUCCAAAUUUUGUGGAGCAAAUAAUGCAACAAAAUGAUAAAAGGAAACAACUUGAAGAAGCAAUGAAGAAGAAGAGAAGGAGGCCAAUUGAUUAUCAUGAAGCUGGUCCUAGUAAUAUAAUUAAGUUAGAACCUCAAGAUCAUGAUAUUAUUAAUAAUGAAUUUGAUGAUGAUUUACAAGUGGCUAUGAACAUGUCACAUGGGAACACAUUAAUCAAUUUGGAAGAAGAAAAUAAUGAAGGAUUUUGGGAGGAUAUGCUGAAUGAGAAUAGUAAUGUUGAAGAUGAGAUUAUGGCUUUGCUUGGUGUUAAUAAUGAACAAGAAGAUGAACAACUUCAUGUGGAUGUUUUCUCUGAUUAAUUAAUUACUUGAAUAAAUUAACAACAGCCAAUUUCUCUGGCUCAUCAUGAUUUAAUUUUAUGGAGUGUGUUACUUGUUGAUUAAUUUGAGUUCGUACAUUUACUUAAGGUUCAAUGUUCUCUAUUUAUAUUUUAUUUCAUA